UAAGAUUUUAAUUUGACGCAGCAAUUUGAUUUGUUGAUUUCUAUCCACGUAAUUGAUAAUACUGGAGUCACACUAAAAUUUUCUCAAAUAGUGCGAAGCUUGCGAUCAUUGAGGAGCUACCUCUUUUACACACUAAUUAUAUACAGAUAAGCUUCACAUAACCAUCAAAAAUGAUUGCUGGUUUCCAGUACAUGGCUAUGACCAUAACGGGAGCGUUUCAUUUGGGUAUUGGAAUUUUGUGUUUCAUUAUUUCAAUGGUGGGAUUUUCAACAAAAAUAUUACAGUACCAACCCACUGGACAUUUGUCUAAUGUUACCUCUGCUGCAGCAUGUAUUGUAAGUCUAUGGGUUAUCGCAGUUGGCAUCUUUGGAAUUCUUGCUGGUCACAAGUCAAAUACAGAAUUACAAACCAGGAGAAUGAAAAUUACCUACAUGGUCCUUGCCAUUUUGUCAGCAUCUAUCUUUUCAAUUGUUGGAAUGAGUGCCCUUUCUGGCCAUGCAACUUGGAUUGCAAUGUUUCUCGUUAUAAAAGUUAUUAUCCUUUAUUUUGUGUUGGAUCCUUUGCUAUGUUUGCGGAAUUUGUUUUGGCUAUUGUCUCUUCAUCCAUUUGCUGCUGCUGCUCACAAGCAAAGAGUAAUGUAGUUGUUAUCCAUCAGAACCAGGCUACUGAAUUCGUGAAUCCGUCAAUUAAUACACACUACUCACCAAUUACUCAUUAUUCUCCAAAUGUUGCUGACCCAUAUAUGCCUCAAGAAUUCAAUGAAAUGAAAUAAAUUUUUUCAUUUUUUGUGAAAUUGAGAAAUGUUUGAAAAGCAUGAAACAGUUUAAAAAUUCUUUUUUUUUUUUUAAAUUUGUAUAUUCUCACUAUUCAGUAAAACUGACCAGAAUCUCUUAAUCAACAUCCCUGUUGUCUACUCUCUCUCUCUUUCUCUCUCCAUAUAUGUAUGUAUACACACACACACAAACAUCUACAUUCAAAAAAGCCUUAGCAUCGUACUAUUGUCACUGAAGCUGACCCUAUUACGAUAACCAUCUGUGCUAUUUUACUGUUAAAGUAAUUGUCAAGGUUUUUAAUAUCAAAUUUUAUUUACCAUACAUAAUUACA
This is a messenger RNA of Octopus sinensis (East Asian common octopus), 1104 nucleotides long. RefSeq lists its product as uncharacterized. The transcript is spliced from 6 exons. Bases 171 to 641 code for a protein of 156 amino acids. Lineage: Eukaryota; Metazoa; Mollusca; Cephalopoda; Octopoda; Octopodidae. The record is from RefSeq and is a predicted model, not a curated record.